AUGGUUAAUGAGCAUUCCCAACUAACAGACACUACCAAUGCCUCCAACACGCUCAACAAUGUACAGUUAAGCCACGAUCAUGACCACCAACAUCCACAUCAACCACAUAUCUCAGCCCAUACAAAACGACUAUUAAAUAGUCGUCACAUAUCAAUGAUCUCCAUUGGAGGUAUCAUAGGUACAGGAUUAUUUAUGGGUAUUCGACAAACACUCACUAAUGGCCCCAUUAUUAGCAUAAUUUCAUAUUUGUACAUUAGUGCUUUAUGUUAUUACAUGAUUACUGCUGUUGGGGAGAUGUCGUGUUAUAUGCCACUCAAUGGAUCAUUAUGUCAAUUUCAAUUUAGAUUCAUUUCGAAUCCAGUGGGGUUGAUGAAUAACUUUGUUUACUGGAUAAGUUGGUCAAUUACACUUGGAUUGGAAUUGAGUUUAAUCUAUGAGUUACUUUGUCAAUUCAUGUCGUUUAGUCUGACGAAUAUGUUAUUUUUUAUACCAUAUUGGUUGAAAGAUAAGACAAGUGUGAUUCUCAUUGUUUGGAUGGCAUUGACUGUUGCUAAUUUAUUCCCUGUGAAUUAUUAUGGGGAAAUUGAAUUUAUUGUGACGAUAGUUAAAGUUGGAUUCAUGAUUAGUUGGAUUGGAUUAAGCCUUUGCUUGGUCAUUACAAAGAUUGGUUUCACCAACUGGUCAAAUAUUGAUGUGAUAUGGGGGAUCAAUACAAUUGAAGUGGUUGAUAAUCGCGUGGUAAAUAAAUUAGUCAAUGUGCUAUCCUCAUCGAUUGUAUCUUCUUGUUUUACUUUCCAAUCAAUUGAAUCAGUGGGAAUAUGUUCAGGAGAGAUUGAAAAUAUCAGUCAAAGUCUACCAAAAGCUAUCAAGUACAUUGUCAUAAGGAUUGUUGUAUUCUAUAUUGGAUCGUUAACAUUACUCACAUUGAUGAUUCCAAGUGAUGAUCCUCAUCUCAUUGAGGACGGUGGUAACCAAGACCUGGUUUUGUCGUCGCCUUUCGUUGUUGCAUUGAUCAAUCUUGGAAUUGCUGAAACUUCCUUUUUGAUUCAUAUUGUUAAUUUUGUCAUUUUAACAUCAAUGAUAUCAGCCGCAAACUCCAAUAUUUAUUUCGGAUCAAGAUGUUUAUUAUCCAUGGUUGAAGAGGGGUAUUUCUGGCGCAAGUUUGCUAAUACCACACUGAAUGGUGGUGUACCUGUAUAUGCCAUCAUGUUAACUUCGUCAAUUGGAUUGAUAAUUUCACUACUUUCAAAUUUUAAGAGUGCCAAAAUUUUCCUCACUUUAUCAAUAAACUUAUCGGCUACUUCGGGUCUACUCAUGUGGCUUUUCAUACUGAUUAGUUACCUUCGGUUUAGGAAAGCAUUGGAAUACAACAACAUCAACUAUUAUGACCUCGCGUACACUUCACCGUUUUGCAUACCAAUGAAACACGGUUCUUGGGUGAGUAUAGUGAGCAUUGUUGUGAUCAUCCUAAGUAAUGGGAUCACCAACGUUUGGCAAUUUAGCUGGGAUUCAUUUGCUAGUUGUUAUUUGACUCUGAUUGUUGUGGUGGUGGGAGUUCUUUAUUAUAGCCGCAAGUGGAAUGAGCUGGUAUUGAGGCCAGCAGAGGAUAUAGAUAUCCACACUGGUCAGUCACAGAGUGCAUUUAAGUAG
Messenger RNA from Lodderomyces orthopsilosis Co 90-125, 1650 nucleotides. It is a transcript of the gene LYP1, whose product is annotated as Lyp1p. Gene Ontology annotation, cellular component: membrane. The record is from RefSeq and is a predicted model, not a curated record. Lineage: Eukaryota; Fungi; Ascomycota; Pichiomycetes; Serinales; Debaryomycetaceae. The coding region runs from base 1 to 1650 and encodes 549 amino acids. The transcript has a single exon. Gene Ontology annotation, biological process: amino acid transmembrane transport. Gene Ontology annotation, molecular function: amino acid transmembrane transporter activity.